Molecule: messenger RNA, 1236 nt
Organism: Galleria mellonella (greater wax moth)
Lineage: Eukaryota; Metazoa; Arthropoda; Insecta; Lepidoptera; Pyralidae
Gene: Prx4
Product: peroxiredoxin
Exons: 4
Coding region: 123-875 (250 amino acids)
Biological process (GO): hydrogen peroxide catabolic process; cellular response to stress; cell redox homeostasis
Cellular component (GO): cytosol; endoplasmic reticulum
Molecular function (GO): thioredoxin peroxidase activity
Source: RefSeq, a predicted model, not a curated record
GUAAACUGACUGAUUACAACUUCAGACUAGUUAAAAAAAAAACAGUCAUAAAAUAAAUACAUAUACACGAAAAUUUAUUUAGAAAGUAAUAUUAUUUUAUUCUUAUUUCUGAUUACUAAACCAUGCAGAACAUGAGAUACACUUUAAUAGCAUUAGUUUUUGUGACGAGUACGUCUAAUAUUUGUAACUCCUCUCUAUUUGAUAGCGAAUCAUGUUAUUCAUUCGGGAGCGGCAAUGUUUUUCCCGGCGGCGCAAGAAAAAUUGAUCAUAAAUUACAAUUUACAAAGGCGAUGAUAUCAAAACCGGCACCGGAGUGGGCAGCAACUGCUGUCAUAGAUGGUGAAAUUAAACAACUUUCUUUGUCAAGUUUCAAAGGAAAAUAUUUGGUUUUCUUCUUUUACCCCUUAGAUUUCACCUUUGUAUGCCCAACAGAAAUAUUAGCAUUUUCUGAGAGGAUUGAAGAGUUCAAAAAGAUUAAUACACAUGUGGUAGCUUGUUCUGUUGACUCACAUUUUACCCAUUUAGCAUGGAUUAAUACUCCACGUAAAGAAGGAGGUCUUGGAAAAAUUAAUAUUCCACUCCUAAGUGAUUUAACUCAUUCAAUUGCAAAAGAUUAUGGGGUGUAUUUAGAAGAUCUGGGACACACCUUAAGAGGAUUAUUUAUUAUUGAUGACAAGGGUAUUUUAAGGCAAAUCACUAUGAAUGAUUUACCAGUUGGCAGAUCCGUUGAUGAAACUCUUAGAUUAGUCCAAGCAUUUCAAUACACUGAUAAGCAUGGAGAAGUGUGUCCAGCUGGUUGGAAGCCAGGUCAAGAUACUAUAAUACCAAAUCCGGAUGAGAAGAAAAAAUAUUUUGAAAAAAUAUCAAAUAAUUAAAUUGUAAGCAAAAUGAUACCUGUUUGCUGUUUAUGGUUAAUACAGAUGUUUGUAAACUAAGUGAUAAGAGCAAAAUAACAUCACUCAAUUAGCAUUUAAGUGGAAAAUGAGUGUUAUCAAUUGCAAAUAGAAAGUAAUAGAAGUUUGGUGAAUGAUUUAAAAAAUUAUAUAAGCCAGUAUUUCAUAUUAUAUUAACAUUGUAAUAAAUAUUGGUUACAAUUUAAAUGAUGUAAUACAUUUUAAUAACCACAUAAAAAAUUAAUAAACCUAAAAGACAUUUUUUAAGACUGAUAAAUAUACUUCAUUAUACACAUUAUGCUGUAAUUAUUUUGAUUAAAAAUAUAUUUUUUAUUUUGUGUAA